Molecule: messenger RNA, 249 nt
Organism: Laccaria bicolor S238N-H82
Lineage: Eukaryota; Fungi; Basidiomycota; Agaricomycetes; Agaricales; Hydnangiaceae
Exons: 2
Coding region: 1-249 (82 amino acids)
Source: RefSeq, a predicted model, not a curated record
AUGGACCCUGAACACUGGACACAGCCCCUCAUACAUCAUAUGGCAACAGAAAAAAUAUGGACCCUGAACCCUGAACACAGCCCCCUCAUUGGAUAUAACAUUGGUUCCUAUAACUCCAAGGCAAAUCCCAACAAUGUAUCUUUGUCAAUGAAUGUGCUUUGGGUUGCAGUGCUUGCUGCUAGUGAAAACACUUUGCAAGUCUAUCAUUAUCUUCAUUCUUAUUCUUGCUCAACAUCACAUUUCAGAUAG